AGCAUGUAAAGACCAGACAGUAACUUGUAAGAGGUAGGAUGCUACAUGGCUCUUCCCCUGUUGCUCCCACUUCUCCUCUUUUCCGCCCUGUUUCACCUGUCCUCUGGUGCUGACUUUGUUGACGACACUCCGAUAGAGAGGAUAUCGUUUGGUAGCUGUUCCCACCAAGAUGCAGAACAGCCGUUGUGGAGUGAGAUAGCACGGUGGGACCCGGACUAUUUCAUCUGGUUAGGAGAUGCUGUGUACACUGAUACCAGAGUCAGACCAUUCUCAUGGAAACCACCAAGUAUAGCCCGAUACUCCGAACAGCUCCACAAGAUGAAGACAUGCCACGAUUACCAGUCCUUCCAGAAGAGGAGAACUAAGAUUGUGGGAGUUUGGGAUGACCAUGACUAUGGUGUGAACGAUGGUGGUGCAUCUGAUGAUAUUUAUACAGCUGCCGUCCAGGACAUAUUUCUAGAUUUUCUAGAUGAGCCAGAGAGCUCACCUCGUAGGAAUAGAAGAGGACUGUACGGGUCUUAUUUACUGGGAACUGGAGAAAAGAGAGUCAAGAUAAUCCUGAUAGAUCCGAGGUCUCAGCUGGAUAAAGAGAAGCAGGCUGUUUUGGGGGCGGAACAGUGGGCCUGGCUGGAUACGGAGCUGAGAACUGAUCCUACUCCCUUCACUAUUCUAGGAACAGGUUUGCCACUACUCACGGAGCGGAUAUACCUAGAUAAGUGGCUACUUUACCCUCUAGAACGGGAACGGCUGCUAAGCAUGAUAUCCCGCCGUCCAAACACUAUCAUCAUCAGUGGGGACUCCCACUUUGCUGAAAUCCAGUGCACCAACUCUACUAUGGGCCCUCUGUUCGAGGUCCAGAGUAGUGGUAUGACGCACAACUGUUUGGACUGGAUACCUGAUCUACUCUGUAGAUAUUACAUCAAAUAUGUUUCCGAAUGUAGUGGUUGCAUUGUGGAACCUUUCAUAGACCUCAAUUUUGGAACCAUAUCGGUGAUGUGGGAGACACCCUAUCCCAGAGUAGUACUAGAAGUGCGAGGCAAGUCUGGGGUGGCACUGCACUACCUGAUAGAUGUGGGCUCUGUUGCUGACUCUGACUGUCCUCCUAAGCAUUACGUGGAGCACCAAAUAAUCUGGCAGCUGUGUGCUGUGAUAAUGUUAACCCUCGUUAUAAUACUAAUGCUCUACAUUACAUCCUACAUAUCUGUUGCUCUGUUCGCCAGGAUUGUUGUUUACAUUCGCUUCACCAAACCUCACACUGACUGAUGGGGAUAUGAUCUUCCGGGACCGGAGAAAAUUAACUUUGGGAGAAAAUUAAUGUAUGUUCUAUGAUUGGUAAUUGCAUUGAUGUGUAAACUGUAUUUUAUUAGAAAUCAUAUUUUAAUAGGUGUACUGAGUGUGUCAUUUUAUGUUCACUUCCCUCGUUGUCAACGAGGGAAUAAUUAUUUGAUUUUGCAUUUAAAUGUAUCAGUUAUUAGAAUCUAGAAGUGUUUUUAGUUAUUGCACGAUGAAAAGUUUAAUCGCCACAUUCUUGCUAUAUAGCUGAAAAUAAAUGUUGCAAAAUAUAUAAUGACCUUUUCAUAAUUACUACAAAUUAAUAACUUUGUUUCUUAAUUUUCUUUGUACGAUUUUAUACUCAGUUCCAGAAACCAGAUAUUUAAGUUGUCUAUUAUAACUUAUUCACGCUAUAUUAUAAUC
Molecule: messenger RNA, 1695 nt
Organism: Bolinopsis microptera
Lineage: Eukaryota; Metazoa; Ctenophora; Tentaculata; Lobata; Bolinopsidae
Exons: 7
Coding region: 46-1263 (405 amino acids)
Source: RefSeq, a predicted model, not a curated record